Merops nubicus (carmine bee-eater) is the source of this 1203-nucleotide messenger RNA. Its product is annotated as solute carrier family 12 member 2-like. The coding region runs from base 1 to 1203 and encodes 400 amino acids. The record is from RefSeq and is a predicted model, not a curated record. Gene Ontology annotation, cellular component: membrane. Lineage: Eukaryota; Metazoa; Chordata; Aves; Coraciiformes; Meropidae. Gene Ontology annotation, biological process: potassium ion import across plasma membrane; sodium ion homeostasis; cell volume homeostasis. The transcript has 10 exons. Gene Ontology annotation, molecular function: ammonium channel activity; sodium:potassium:chloride symporter activity.
AUGGCAACUGGAUAUAGGAGCUGGAUUCUGGAGCUCGGGCAGGAACACUUGGUUCAGGCUCAGGGUCAAAGGCAGAAUGGACGGAGUCCUCCUCGGAUGCCGGCCAUGGACGCAGCAGCAAAAGGGAAGAAGACAGGGCUUGAUCCAUGUGAUCCUUCAGCUUUUAUACCAAAUAUGAGGGAUGAGCCCUUUGAAGAUGGCUAUGCAAAUGGUGAGGAAGGGACACCAGCUGGGGAAGCAGCUGCCACUUAUACACCUGAUAGCAAAGGUGUGGUCAAGUUUGGCUGGAUAAAAGGUGUAUUGGUACGAUGUAUGUUGAAUAUUUGGGGUGUCAUGCUAUUCAUCAGACUGUCAUGGAUUGUAGGACAAGCAGGGAUAGGUCUGUCAGUCUUGGUUAUUGGAAUGGCCACUGUUGUGACAACUAUUACAGGACUGUCUACUUCAGCAAUAGCUACAAAUGGGUUUGUAAGAGGAGGAGGAGCAUAUUACUUAAUUUCUAGGAGUCUGGGGCCGGAGUUUGGUGGUGCCAUAGGUCUGAUUUUUGCGUUUGCUAAUGCUGUUGCAGUAGCUAUGUAUGUGGUUGGCUUUGCAGAGACUGUUGUGGAGCUACUCAAGGAAAAUGGAACAUUGAUGGUUGAUGAAAUGAAUGAUAUCAGAAUCAUAGGAGCUAUUACAGUGGUUAUACUGCUGGGUAUUUCUGUUGCUGGAAUGGAAUGGGAAGCAAAAGCACAGAUAGUCUUACUGGUGAUCCUCAUCCUUGCCAUUGGAGACUUUGUGAUAGGAACAUUUAUUCCUUUGGACAGCAAGAAGCCUAAAGGUUUCUUUGGCUAUAAAGCUGAAAUAUUUAUGGAGAAUUUUGGACCGGAUUUCCGACAAGAGGAAACUUUCUUUUCUGUAUUUGCCAUUUUCUUCCCUGCUGCAACUGGCAUACUUGCUGGUGCAAAUAUCUCAGGUGAUCUUGCGGAUCCUCAGUCAGCCAUACCUAAAGGAACGCUGUUGGCCAUCCUAAUUACUACAUUGGUUUACAUAGGAAUUGCAGUAUCUGUAGGUUCAUGUGUUGUUCGAGAUGCCACAGGGAACUUCAAUAAUACCAUUGUCACUGAGCUGACAAACUGCACUACUGCAGCUUGCAAGUUAAACUAUGACUUCUCGUCCUGUCAGACAGGGUGUCAGUAUGGGCUGAUGAACAAUUUCCAGGUAUAA